Molecule: messenger RNA, 2455 nt
Organism: Doryrhamphus excisus (bluestripe pipefish)
Lineage: Eukaryota; Metazoa; Chordata; Actinopteri; Syngnathiformes; Syngnathidae
Source: RefSeq, a predicted model, not a curated record
CAGGUUAAUGUUUAGAGUGCAGAGUGAAUUAGGAGCGUGUUGAAGGCAGAGCGAAGCAUCACGCAGCUAAGAGUUCACGUUUCUUCACCAUCAUUAUCUUCAUCAUCAUCCUCCAUGUCGGUUCUUCCUCUACGAGUGAGAGUGUUCCGGCACGUGUGGAGGUUGAAGCGGGUCUUCAUCCUCAUCGUCAGCCCCUUCAUCCUGCUGCCCCUUGCACUCAGCACCACGGAGGCGGCGUGUGCGUAUGUCAUCGCGCUGAUGGCGUUGUACUGGUGCACUGAGGUUUUACCACUGGCGGUGACAGCGCUGCUGCCCACCAUCUUGUUUCCCAUGUUUGGCAUUAUGGAGUCCAAAGAUGUAUGCAUGCAGUACCUGCGGGACACCAACAUGCUGUUUGUGGGCGGGCUUAUGGUGGCCGUGGCCGUGGAACACUGGAACCUCCACAAGCGGAUUGCGCUGAAGGUUCUGCUGCUGGUGGGGGUUCGACCCGCCCUACUCAUGCUGGGCUUCAUGAGCGUGACGGCCUUCCUGUCCAUGUGGAUCAGUAACACGGCCACCACCGCCAUGAUGGUCCCCAUCGUGCAGGCCGUGCUGGACCAGCUCCAUCACCACGAAGACGCUGUCCCCCCCUCCAGGAAGCAGAGCAGCAUGGGGGUUUUCCACGUCAGUCUGCCGUUACCUGACACAGCCUCAAACACUCCACAUGGUUCUGGAAAGACUGGAGAGGGUGGGGACAUGGACGUUAGCGGAGCCGGUGAGACAGCCCAUGAGGAGGUGACGUCAGCAUGUCGUUCAAACGGCCAAGAGACGCUCAAACCGCCGCCACAGGACAAACCUCCAUCCAGAGUAGCGGCAGCCAUGCUGUGUCCAAUGGAGGAGGUAGAGGAGGCGAGUGGCGAUGAGGAGAGGAAGAGGCGGAGCAAAGGCCUCCUGCUGUGUGUGAGCUACGCCGCUAGCAUUGGAGGCAUUGCUACUUUGACUGGAACUGGACCCAACCUGGUUCUGGUGGGCCAAAUGAGCCAACUCUUCCCUCAGAACGGCGAUGUGAUCAACUUUGCGUCGUGGUUUGUCUUCGCCUUCCCCACCAUGGUUCUGAUGCUGGUGCUCGCCUGGUUCUGGCUGCAGUUUGUCUUCAUCGGCUGCAACUUGAGGAGGACAUGGUCCUGCGGGGCAGGGCCCACAGAGAAGGAGCGAGCGGCGUAUGAGGUGAUCAAAGACGAGCAUCACCGUCUCGGGCGCAUGAGCUACGGCGAGGUCAACGUCCUGGUGCUUUUCGUCCUGAUGGUGGUGCUGUGGUUCACACGAGACCCCCGCUUUAUGGAAGGUUGGGCCACACGCGUAUUCAACGCCAACGCAGAGUUCGUCACAGAUGCCACUGUUUCUCUUCUGGUGGCCGUCAUGUUGUUUGUUCUACCGUCUGAGCCACCGCGCUACCUGUGCUGCUGGAGAUGGAGCUCGGAUGCAGGCCCCGCCCCUCCCCUACUCACCUGGCAGGUGACCCAGAAGAAGAUGCCGUGGAACAUAAUGCUGCUGCUAGGCGGUGGCUUCGCGCUGGCCAAAGGCAGCGAGGAGUCGGGACUUUCUCGCUGGCUGGGCGAGCAGAUGACGCCGCUUCACUCCAUCCCACCGUGGGCCAUCACCAUCGUGCUCUGCCUCCUCAUCGCCACCUUCACCGAGUGUGCCAGCAACGUCGCCACGGCAACGCUCUUCCUGCCCAUCCUGGCCUCCAUGUCUCAGUCCAUCAGGCUGAAUCCUCUCUAUGUCAUGAUCCCCUGCACCCUCAGCGCCUCCUUCGCCUUCAUGUUGCCCGUCGCCACGCCGCCCAACGCCAUCGUCUUCUCCUCGGGUUACCUCAAAGUCUCCGACAUGGCUAAAACCGGCGUUGUGAUGAACAUCAUCGGGCUCUUGUGCAUCAGCGUGGCCAUCAACAGUUGGGGUCGUGUCUUGUUUUCUUUGGACUCCUUCCCUUCCUGGGCCAACAUCACGGAGCCCCUGUAGCUCCUCCCGCUUUGGCAACCUCUGGACUGGACCAGCGAUGCCGUGCAGCAACACACAUUAUUUUAUUUUAUUUGAAGUUCUCAAUCUUCCUGUCAGACCUUUGCCGAGGGCGGAGUCUGCACAUGACAAGCUGCUGAAAAAAGUUUAUUUUUUACUUUUUACUGCUCGUUAUUGUCACUGUUUGUAGUAUAACAACUGAUAACAUACCAACAAAUGUAUUUAUUUAUGCUUGAAUGGUAUACUACACUAACUUAUUUGCUAAUACACUACGUAAUAUACUAACCAUAGCACAAUAGUGACGUAAAUAAGAACAUCCGAAUCAUUUUUAAACUGACCUCACUCAAUGAUGAUCGCUAUUUUUUUAAUGACAGCUAUUAGUGAGUUUAUUUAUACAUUCCUAACCUGUAUGGUGACUUGGCAUACAGAAAACAAUAAAAUGUGUCAUGUAAUAUAGACA